GUCCACUUCUAACUUGAGAGUCGAGAUCCUGCGAGGGCUGCAACAUCGCUCUCUUUAUUGGAGGACUCCGUGUCUAGUGCUCCAGCCGAGAGACCUCGGGGUCCCCCAUCCGCACCGCCACCAUGCCCAACUUCUCUGGCAACUGGAAGAUCAUCCGAUCAGAAAACUUUGAAGAUUUGCUCAAAACUCUGGGGGUGAACAUGAUGCUCAGGAAGAUCGCUGUGGCAGCAGCAUCCAAGCCAGCAGUGGAAAUCAAACACGAAGGAGAUACUUUCUACAUCAAAACCUCCACCACCGUGCGUACCACCGAGAUUAACUUCAAGGUCGGGGAGGAGUUUGAGGAGCAGACAGUGGAUGGAAGACCCUGUAAGAGCCUGGUGAAAUGGGAGAGCAAGAACAAACUGGUCUGUGAGCAGCGGCUUCUGAAGGGCGAGGGGCCUAAGACCUCCUGGACCAGAGAACUGACCAACGACGGGGAGCUCAUCCUGACCAUGACGGCUGACGAGGUGGUGUGCACCAGGGUCUACGUCCGAGAGUGAAUGGCGGAGAGUCUCAGCUGCCCAAGUGCACCACCCUGCCCCGCCCCUCCCCCUCCCUCUUCUAGGUAGCCCCCAUCACCACGCCCCACCCGGUCACUUUCAGGAGUCACUGGGAUGCCUUCUGCAGGGUCUCUGCUCUUUUUGACCCCCACAUCCUGUCCCCAUGCCACCAAACACAGAUGGAUUGCAAGAGCCCAGACCACCCCCUGGAAUCACUGCCCGCCCCCACCCCACCCCAGUCAGCAGUCCUAGCCCCAAACCAGCCCCAAACAGGCAAUCUCUCUCUCUCUCUCUCUCUCUUUCUCUCAGAGGACCUAAAGACCAGAGUGGCCGAGGCUUCUGUUCUUUGUCCCUGUAGCCUAUGUUGUUUAGAAUAUUUAUUUUGUUAAUUUUAUUAAAAAUGUUUU
Messenger RNA from Echinops telfairi (small Madagascar hedgehog), 946 nucleotides. RefSeq names its product cellular retinoic acid binding protein 2 (gene CRABP2). Bases 123 to 539 code for a protein of 138 amino acids. Gene Ontology annotation, biological process: fatty acid transport. The transcript is spliced from 4 exons. Gene Ontology annotation, molecular function: fatty acid binding. Gene Ontology annotation, cellular component: cytosol; nucleus. The record is from RefSeq and is a predicted model, not a curated record. Lineage: Eukaryota; Metazoa; Chordata; Mammalia; Afrosoricida; Tenrecidae.